This is a messenger RNA of Triplophysa dalaica, 2827 nucleotides long. RefSeq names its product Rac family small GTPase 3a (gene rac3a). Gene Ontology annotation, molecular function: GTP binding; GTPase activity; protein kinase binding. The record is from RefSeq and is a predicted model, not a curated record. The transcript has 6 exons. Gene Ontology annotation, cellular component: cytoskeleton; cytoplasmic vesicle; cell projection. Gene Ontology annotation, biological process: establishment or maintenance of cell polarity; regulation of cell shape; regulation of actin cytoskeleton organization. NCBI's taxonomy places the organism in Eukaryota, Metazoa, Chordata, Actinopteri, Cypriniformes, Nemacheilidae. The coding region runs from base 735 to 1313 and encodes 192 amino acids.
GUUAAACGUGCUGUCUUCUCAUGCUUGACAUGGUCAACUUCUCAAAAAGUUGUAUGACUGUGCUUGAUACACUCACCCAGCGUUUAUAUAAGUUUUGUUUUUUUUCGUACGUGAAAAUCCGUUUCGUAACAACUUUUCUUUGUCCCUAAUUGGACAAUUAUCCCGGUAAAGCACGCCCACGCAUCAGCCAGAGCGGAGAAGGAGCAUUCCCAUCAACCAGCUGGAGCAAGAGUACCUUUAAUAUUUAGUAGUAAUCUGCAUUGACAGGACUAUAACAAUUUUACAAUUAACAUUAUUUGUAAACUUGCUUUAAUAAUAAUUUAUUCUUAUUUUUUUUAAUGUCUGUAAAAUUAACUUAAAACAUAUAACUUCUGUCACAUUCUUCACCUUUAUAUAUUUGGUAUUGUUUUUCGUUACAUAUAUCAUAUAAAUGCAUACUUUUGGGGGGAAUUUGAGUCAUCAGCGAUAUUGACAAUUUUACAGCUGUCAACGACACAAUUUACGUGCAUCAAUUAGGUAAAAUAAAAAACAGACAGCUUUGGGACCUCACGUAACCUCCGAGAAAGGACGAACCAUGUUCGUCUUUUUCCGGAAACUUCGUGAAACGCGCUCCACUGCCGGUGCUGCUGCUGCAGCUGAACCCCAGUGGUACCAACCCACAGGCAGCUUAGACAUCACAUUUUAGCCUUUUUUUACAGAUUCUUCCCUCGUCGGAUACUAACUCUGCCCUGCAAAUGCAAGCUAUCAAGUGUGUUGUUGUCGGCGACGGUGCCGUGGGUAAGACAUGUCUUCUCAUCAGUUACACCACUAAUGCCUUCCCAGGAGAGUAUAUACCGACAGUGUUUGACAACUACUCUGCUAAUGUUAUGGUGGAUGGCAAACCUGUCAAUUUAGGCCUGUGGGAUACGGCAGGACAAGAGGACUAUGAUCGCCUUAGACCACUCUCCUACCCUCAAACGGAUGUAUUUUUAAUUUGCUUCUCACUGGUGAGCCCUGCUUCGUUCGAGAACGUUAGAGCAAAGUGGUACCCUGAGGUUCGCCAUCACUGCCCAAACACUCCCAUCAUACUUGUGGGCACCAAGCUAGAUCUGCGAGAUGACAAAGACACAAUUGAACGUCUUAGAGAUAAAAAACUGUCUCCCAUCACUUACCCACAAGGUCUUGCCAUGGCUAGAGAGAUCGGUGCUGUUAAAUAUCUGGAGUGCUCCGCCCUUACUCAGAGGGGUUUAAAAACCGUGUUUGAUGAGGCCAUCCGUGCUGUUUUGUGCCCUCCACCUGUAAAGAAAAGGGGCAAAAAGUGUACUGUAUUUUGAGGAACACUACAACUACUUUCUACAUUAAUAUGCUUCUCGUUUGCUACACGUGUGAUGACAGACUGUAGAGGCAUGCAUUUCAAUGGAAUGUCUGAUGUAUCAGAUAUAUAAACAUAAAUAUGCCAAAUUUGCUUUCUUUGCCUUAAACAAUUGGAUUAACAUGUCAUUUUGUUGGAAAAGGGCAUAAGACACGCGUCACAAUAUACAAUUACUUAUUAAAGGAAAAUAAAGAUAACACAUGAACUCAGUUUUUCUUCAAGUUUGUUGGACAUUAUAAUUUUCUCUGCGUGCCCCAAGAAGCCUGUCAUUUUUCAGUGCUUGUAGACCGUUUCAUCGGACGCGAGUGUGCCUGACCCCCAGUUAACUUCCGGUUUGUGUUUGGAUAGUGUCUGUCUAAUUUGUGUUAAUAUUAAUUUGUAUUAUUAUUUUACUUCAUGACAGGCUAAUUGUAUUAAAUAAAUGAUUUGUUGAAUUUUGUUGUACAUUCGUUUUAUUAAAUAAACAAUUUGUUGAAUGGGUCCUGUAGUUCGGACGCAUUUAAACAAACCUUAUGGUACAUUGAUAUUUAGCGGUUGAGCUUGGUAUUGGAGUCUAAAUAUAAAAUAUCGGAGCGACAAGUUAAGUCAAGAAACAGUUUCUUUUGAAUGUUAAAGAAAUAAUCUACAGGCACUCUAUUGUUUGUGAAUGUGAACCGGAAGUUCAGCUGGGGUCACAAAAGUGUGCAUUCCCAGUAUUGUUUGUUUUUGUUGUUAAGAUGAAACCAUCUACAGUGUGGACAAUGUGUCAAUGUGAAUAUUGAUAUUUCAUCUGCAGGUAUGUUUCCCUUAUGUGAAAUAUUGUGAAUGUGUCAGGAGAUUGUGUAAAUACAUGUUGUGAAUAUCUCUGGUGAGAUUAAUGCCAUAGUCAGCACUCUCACUAGAGACGUGACGGAAAACUACAUUCUAAGUAUUUUACUUUUAGCUUGUAUCGCCUGUUUCAUUUCAUACUGUACUUGUGUUUUAGUGUGACCAUACUCUAUCUUAUGGUUUUAUAUAAAACAACAGAUCCUGUUGCUUAAGGAGAGAAAUGUUAAACAAGCAAGAAACAAUGACUAUUUGGUUGCCUAUGAAAGUACUGGUAUAAAUCAGUAUAAACAAUUCCAUAUAAAGGGUAUAUAAUAGGACGCCUAAUGAAUGCAUUCUCUUCCUGCCACUAAAUGAAGGUAAUUUUGUGCGAACUGUGUGCUUAAAAGUCAUUGUUUUGUCUUAUAUUUUAAUAUCCUUUCACUUUUAUAUACAUUUUGAUAUGUUAAAACAUGAUGAAAUGUUCCAUUACAGCUUUUUGUGCGAACAUGUUAAAUUGUGUAACAUGCCUAAAAGUGUUUUAUUAUAUUAUUAUUUUGCUUUUUAAAACAUGUAAACGUGUGUCAAUUUUAUAUAUGUUUCAUUUGGUUUGCCAUGACAUCAGCUAUUGUUUUUCUUUGUGAACUAAACCAAUGGCAGAUAAUCUCAGUAUUAUUGUUCAAUAAACAUUUC